AUGCUCUCUUCAGAAGAAGCUGAACAGGAAACAAGGGCACUAGAACAAGUUUUAGCCGCUUAUAGCGGUUAUAAAUCGUUUGCCCAACGAGAGUAUUACUUACCGAGGUACAAGAAGUGGCGAUCAUUAUCUGAUCACCAGAAAGAGCUAAUACCCUGGUAUGGUGAUUAUUUAGAAGAUUUAAGAAAUGCCAUUGAAUGUAAUGCCGCCUUUCUCCAGGAAGUAGUUCUUUUUGCUCAAGCUAUGGUGGGGAUCUCAUCGAAUGUAAAUCAAUGGCCUACACCGAGUAGAGUAGAUAUGGAAAAGACUGUUUCGAUGAUUUCUCAGGUCUACAGAGAAUGGUCUCAAGAAAGUAAGCCUGAGAGAGAUCUGUCUACUUAUAGAAUACUACAAGGUUUGCAAGCGUAUGAGAAACAGAAAGGUACCAGUAGAAAUGCAAUCAAGGUUUUGAUUCCAGGUGCUGGGACUGGUAGAUUAAUGGCGGAUUUAGUAAUACAAGGUUACAAUUGUGAGAGUAAUGAAUUUUCAUACCAUAUGUUGGUGAUGUCCAUGUAUAUUCUGAAUGGGGGGUUAAAAGAGGGCCAAAAGAAGAUUUAUCCAUUCAUUCACGCUUUUUCACAUUGGAAAAGUAGAACUGAUCAAUUAAAGCCUAUUUCUAUCCCAGAUUUCAACAUUCACGAACAAUUGGCUCAUAAUGAUCGAAUGGCUAUGAGUAGUGGAUCUUUUAUCGAUUGUUAUGGUUCUAACGAAAAAAUUAGAGCUUCUAAUACAUAUUCCAUAUCGCCUGCGAUGAAAUUGACAAGAGCUCAAAUGGAAUCUGUUUUUGAUGUGGUAAUUACCAAUUUCUUCAUCGAUACCGCUUCCAACAUUAUAGAUUAUCUUCAUUCGAUAUCUCACGUCUUGACUCCAGGUGGGUUAUGGAUUAACUUUGGUCCACUUCUAUAUCAUUUCGAAUGUGAUGAUCAAGUGGAAGACACGUAUGAAGUGGAUCCAUUUACGGGUGAAAAAACUGAUAUUCAUGAAGAUGUUCCACUAAAAGGUCUUGAAUUGACAGCGGACGAAAUUUUGGAGGUGUCUAUUAACAAAUUAAACUUUAAAUGCCUGGACAAAGAAUUUGCAGUUCAUUCGGGAUAUGGACGUUCACCAAGCCUAAAUGCAGUACCAGGUUACAUGUGUAACUACUGGGUAUUGCAGAAGGAGGGGAUGAAGCAAACAUAG
Molecule: messenger RNA, 1218 nt
Organism: Zygosaccharomyces rouxii
Lineage: Eukaryota; Fungi; Ascomycota; Saccharomycetes; Saccharomycetales; Saccharomycetaceae
Product: S-adenosylmethionine-dependent methyltransferase
Exons: 1
Coding region: 1-1218 (405 amino acids)
Molecular function (GO): S-adenosylmethionine-dependent methyltransferase activity
Source: RefSeq, a predicted model, not a curated record